Molecule: messenger RNA, 3979 nt
Organism: Egretta garzetta (little egret)
Lineage: Eukaryota; Metazoa; Chordata; Aves; Pelecaniformes; Ardeidae
Gene: PRELID2
Product: PRELI domain containing 2
Exons: 6
Coding region: 931-1362 (143 amino acids)
Biological process (GO): phospholipid transport
Cellular component (GO): mitochondrial intermembrane space
Molecular function (GO): phosphatidic acid transfer activity
Source: RefSeq, a predicted model, not a curated record
CAUUUCUAGCCAGAGCAGUUUUGUAAGUUCCAAAAUAGACUAUGCAUCCUUAGAAGUCCUGUUCUCGUGCAUACAUUUCCUAUAUAGGAUGUUGCCCUACAGGCGACCUAUACGAUUUUGGCAUAAUUCCUAUGCAGUGGAGGUCUUGGAGUGAGAGUCUCUUUCUUCCAGCCUUGAAACGACUUGUCUGUACAGCCUAAGGAAAAUGAGGUUAGCUUGGGCAGGAGCAGGCAGUAGCAAUCCCUUAUCCUUGCUGCAUGCCAGCCCCUGAGCAGAAGAGCAUGCCCUCUUGCCAGGGUGGACCCCCGCUGCAAUCCCAAGUGACAUCCUGCUGUCACACUCUUCUAGCAGCUUUUGCAGGACAGUGAAAUGUCACAUACCAGAGUCUGCGUUCAGGUGACGUUGCACUGUACCUUUCCAGCUUUUUGCUGGAGGAAAUAGGUUUUGUGGCUGAACGUGCUUAGCAGCAGCGACGAGGAGCGUGCUUGCUGCAGAAACUCAGGAUGCUGUUGUUCUCUGCGGAGUGUAGCAUGGGGGACUUUGGCCCAUUGAGCUGCCAUGCUGCUGAAAGCUCUGCUUGGCCCUUCUUUGAAAAACGUGAUGUGGGUCAAGGCUCGCAUCUUCAUUUCUAUGGUAUGGAGGGUGCGUGGAAGAUGUCUGUAUGCUGCAGCAGAAGCUAGCAUCUCCCCUUCCAGCAAUUUUUCUCAUAGUAUUGUGCGUUUUCUUGUUUGUUUUCUAAUCUUACUAAAUUCUUCCUUUCUGCUAAUUUGAAUGAAGGCUGCAGAUUGUUAGUAUCAGGCAGCUCAUACCUGUUGAGAGAAGCUAUGAAACUGCUUCUGACUUGACAGAUGACAGGUAGCAAUUUUCUUUUACCCAUGUAAGAAGUGGUAAUCUUUACCCUAUGCAUUUUUAUCCCAGUAUCCCAGUCCCAUGGAGAAACACGUCACAGCUGUAGAAACAGUGGAAGAGAAAACAGAUUUGUCUACGGGGAUUAUUUACCGGAGGAGAAUUGCAACGUGCCAGAAUGUAAUUCCUGAAAUUUUAAGAAAGGUCAGUGCCUUAAAAGUGCCCAACAUCUACCUGGAAGAGGAAUCUUGGCUUAAUACACAGAAAAGAAACAUGGCUAUGAAAAGUCAUUGUCUUACAUGGACACAGUAUGCAUCUCUGAGUGAGGAGUCUGUCUUCAGAGAGAGCUUGGAGAACCCAAACUGGACAGACUUCACACAAAAAGGCAGAAUAUCAGUUACGGGGGCAGGUUUGCUCAACUGUGUGUUGGAAGCUUUUGCUCAAUCAUUUUUAAAACAAGGUGUGAAGAAGGGUAUUAAAAUAAUGGAGACACUUCUUCAGGAACAGUAUGGGUGAUCGUGCUCUUAAUGAGCAGCUGAGAAGAUGUAUUUGCAUAGAGUUUCCGUGGAACUGCAUAUCUUCAUUGCCAUCGGAAUUCCAUGGCUGUUGUCUGAAUUUUACUGGUACCAUUUUAUUGAGGAAAGAGGGUUCAAUAUGCGCGGCUGGAAGAAAAGACGACCACAGACUGCAAAUCUUUUACAAAAGAUUAAGGAAUCAUACUGCUUAAGGGAGUGUUGAUCAUGAAAAUCACAGAGGAACAAUCGUAAGCUUGGAAAUUUUCCUGUGAAUUGGUGCUAUAAUCUCUAGAGACUGAGAAUUCGGGAAGGGAACAUAGAGCAACAAAACAGAAAUAGCCCUUGUUGCUAUGAAGACACCCUUGCCUAGUCAGCCAGUUGCUUUGUGUCUUACCAAGGGAGGUGCAAGCACACCCUGUGUGCUGUUUAUUGCACAGCUUAAUUCUGUGGGGUAGACGCUUCAUUCUACAGAGAUGAAGCUCAGCUGUAGCAGCUGAGUAGGGUUACUGUUCCCCGCUUGAGUCACUCAUUACUUCAGUUCUCAUUGCUGUGUUGGAAAUAUUUGGUUAUUAUACCCCUGCCAGUGUGAUCAUUUUCAGCUGUAAAGACAUGCCUCAGUACAAGUUUUGCAUAUAUUUGAAUUCUUUCAGAAAGUAUUUCUCUUCUACUGCAUCUGAAUAGAAGAAGAGGAAACCUGGAGGGGAAUUGAUCAAGCGCAAGUUAAGUUCCUGACAAAGGGUGUCUCAUACACUUCUCCUCCUUUUGUUCCACACACCACAUCAGGGUAGUUUAAAAUAAAACUUUUCAUUUAAAAUUCAGAUAAGCACAAACCGCCUUUGAUACCCUUUACUGAGUUAGGGUAAUACCACCCUUACAAAUAGCCCCAGUAAACUCUGUGUUUGUUCUUUGUGGAGACUUGAACCAGAUUUGAUUGCCCUAAAGCAAAAUGAUCGGCUUGGCAUUUUUCAGGGUGGAUUGUGUUUUAGUUUCUCAAAUGUGAUGUAAACUCUCAGGGGACUCUUCCUUAUGCUAUGCCUGAGUGCUGUGGUCCUGCUUAUUUCAAUAUUUAAUGGUCCCAACUAUCCUAGUCUGAAGCUAAAUGAGCGUACUACUAAACAGCCCAGCCACAGACUGUGGCCGUGUGCCAGCUCUCCAGUAGUGUAAAUCCAUGAACCUUUGCUUCCGUGGUUGGUGCUAUAGAUUUACACUAUGGGAAAUGCUAGCCUGUACUCUGCGAUGAGUGAGCCAUGACACACUCCUUAGGAAGUGACUGUAUUUUGUAUUGACACAGUGGAACAAAACACUUUCCUCCAUCUUUCUUAUUUUGCUUGUUGACUGAUUCUUGUGAACUUGGACUCUGAAUACUGAACAGUAAAUAUUUAUGAAAUGUAAUGGCCAAGACUAAAUACGUUCAUUAGUGUAUUUAUUGAGUUGCCGCUUUGUGUGCCUAAGGAAGUUAUAAAUUACUUCUAUUUGAACUGCUGUGUACAAUUUUAGGACUAACAUUUUUAUUCUUGCAUCACUCUGGAUUUUGGAAUUAGGAUAGGAACCAUUUGUGUCCUCCCUCACCCCCACAGUUGAAGCAGUCUUUGAAUAAUGAAAGUCCAAUAAAAUCCCGUUUCUUCUUCCAAGGCUGAGUUGCCUAUCUGCUUACUGCUGGGUGCCAGAAACAGAAGGGUUAAGAUGACUUCUGGGAGCAAGGUGCUUGUUGUGAGGCUGGGGAGUAUGGUCAGGGUGGUGGAAUCAACAGGCCCUCCUGGGAGGUGGCAGGACCAUCCGGGCUCAUCCCCUGGGGCUCAGGUCUGCCCCUGGCCUGCUGGGAGAACAGCCCGAGCAGGGGAGCCACCCUGCUCCAAACUGCAAACCAGCAGCUGCAAGUAGCUUUUGUUUUGAAGAUCUUCAAGUGCUGUGUCCUGUGUUGGAGCUUAAGUCAUCCUGCUGCUGAAAGGCGUCCCUGCGUUUGCCCUGGGAGCAGUCACCGGUCACAGGGAGGUCUGAGGAGCUCUUGUCGGCCAGGUGGACGGACGAGUCCCUCAGGAUGCCGCGAAGUGAAUGAUGGGGACAUGGGAUGUGAUGGGCGCGUUCCCUGGGGAGCGUGUGCGGUGUCAUGGUAUCAAACAUACACAUCAAACCCAGUGGGCAAUGAACUUCACCCAUAUAAUUUUUUUCAGAAAUAACUUGCUUUUUUUUUUCCCCCUCUGUAUGUCUGUAUGUUUCUUCCCGAUGUAUAUUGUCGUACCAAGGUGGAGAUAAACAUUUUCAGAUACAGAAAAAUAAACUGACCAGAUCUGAUGUCCCCUCUCAGACCAUCUGUAAGACAGUGUGUCUUGUUACGCUGAUCUCUCGGCAUAAAGAGAAUCCUUUAAUUGCUCAAAACCCCCUGUUUAUAAGUUUUAUGUAAUUAUUCAAAACUUUUACCGACUGCAAUCAUGAUGGCUUAAAUGAUGAUUUGACUUACUCAUAGUAUUCUUCCUGGGGCCUGGACAGUGGGAGCUUUGACAACGUUGGCCUUUAGAAAUCAGUGUUCCCAGCAGCCCUGCUAGCCUCAUUUUCUAAAUAACAGGACGGCGAAUGAGAAGGAAAUACCGUUUUUCAGAUUGUUUUAUGGAGCUAGUUAA